Molecule: messenger RNA, 8426 nt
Organism: Homo sapiens (human)
Lineage: Eukaryota; Metazoa; Chordata; Mammalia; Primates; Hominidae
Gene: SPRING1
Product: SREBF pathway regulator in golgi 1
Exons: 5
Coding region: 170-787 (205 amino acids)
Biological process (GO): positive regulation of SREBP signaling pathway
Cellular component (GO): Golgi membrane
Source: RefSeq, marked validated
GUCACGUGGGGCUGCGCCCAAGGCUGCCGGGAGCAGACUGGGCUGCGGGCGGCGGGGCCGGCGCCUGCCUGGAGGGAUGGGGCUGCCGGGCGCGUAGGGGCCAUGCCGCCCGGGACCCGGGCCUGCCGCGUUCCGCGCCCCGGCCGCCGCGCCCCACGUCCGCGCCGGGAUGGUGAACCUGGCGGCCAUGGUGUGGCGCCGGCUUCUGCGGAAGAGGUGGGUGCUCGCCCUGGUCUUCGGGCUGUCGCUCGUCUACUUCCUCAGCAGCACCUUCAAGCAGGAGGAGAGGGCAGUGAGAGAUAGGAAUCUCCUCCAGGUUCAUGACCAUAAUCAGCCCAUCCCGUGGAAAGUGCAGUUUAACUUGGGCAAUAGCAGUCGUCCGAGCAAUCAGUGCCGCAACUCCAUUCAAGGGAAGCACCUCAUCACGGAUGAACUCGGCUACGUUUGCGAGAGGAAGGAUUUGCUGGUAAAUGGCUGCUGUAAUGUCAACGUCCCUAGCACGAAGCAGUACUGCUGUGAUGGCUGCUGGCCCAACGGCUGCUGCAGCGCCUAUGAGUACUGUGUCUCCUGCUGCCUGCAGCCCAACAAGCAACUUCUCCUGGAGCGCUUCCUCAACCGGGCAGCCGUGGCAUUCCAGAACCUCUUCAUGGCAGUCGAAGAUCACUUUGAGUUGUGCCUGGCCAAAUGCAGGACCUCAUCUCAGAGCGUGCAGCAUGAGAACACCUACCGGGACCCCAUAGCAAAGUAUUGCUAUGGAGAAAGCCCGCCCGAGCUCUUCCCCGCUUGACGGGUGCAGCGGACUUGCUCCAGCCUGGGUGAGGAGGCCCCGCUGAAGAACUCGCCUCCUGGGACCCAGCUUCAGCCAUCGGGCCAGGCUGCAGGAAGAAGACAAAGGCAGCGUGAGGAAACCUUGGCUUUGACCCCUUCUCGUGUUGUCAUCUUUGGCUUCGCUCACCACCCGGGCUUACCAGAUGGAACUCUUCUGUAAAGCAGCUUGGCCCCUCCAGCCAGUCCCAUUCGGGAAAGAUGAAACCGGAGGCCGGGCUCACGGUGGUGGUGGAGUUCUUGGAUGACUCAGCCCUGGGACCUGCACAGGGACCUGUGACUUGUGUUCAUCGGGGGCCGGUGUCACUUCCAGUUUUGAUCCAGGCUCUUUCACUGUAAAAUUAUUUAUUGGAUUCCUUUGGAGUAAUGGGAACAUUCUAAUGUUUUAUGUAGGAAAAUGCCUUGCCAUUCUAGUUGAAUAUGUUCAAGGAAAUUAUUUUUGUUGUUGUUCUGUGUUCUCGAGUUUCAGGAGUUAAAUCAUUCUUCCACCCAGAUACAACAUUUUCUCUUUUAGGACGUGAAUAUUCUCUCUAGGCAGUUAUUUUUGUUUGUAUUUCGACAGUAUCAAGCAUAGGCCCUGAACGUGACCUGUUAGCCAUAUCCUGACGUGUAAAAUUAUCUAAAAACUCAGACACUCUUCCAUUCUAAUCUAACUGCACGAUUUCUAACAGUGGGCACCAUGUGCCUGCCCUCAGGUUAUUUUCCAGUGGUAGUCGAAUGUGCUCAUAUACCCUAUGGAGAGCACUGUUUUAGCAGAAAUCUAAUUUCUCUUCCUGGAGGAAUUUGUUCUCAUUUCUUUUGCCACUUAAAAUUAACUGUGGGCUACUCAGCCAGGGUACAGUGGGAGCCUCAGGAAGGUCAGAGGCAACCUCCUCCCCUGUUCUAUCAAUAGAAACCCAACGUUGAGGCAAUUCCUAAACAGACGCACCUCGUAGCUUGCUGUAUGUGUUUAUUCUUUAUUGCUUUCAGCUUUGGGGCUGUAACAGGUACAAAUAUUUGGUUUCCCUAUGAUUUAUAGAGAAGAAGAAGAAACCCAGCUUUCUAUCAGAGCACUGCAAGAGAAGAGUCUUACACCUGCCCUCAGUGGGAGAUGAGAAUGGUCAUUAUGACUUAGAGAAUGCUACACGUGUAGGUUGCUGGUGUGUCCUGAAUCCACAGGCAUAAAGCACUCCCCAUUUUUCCUACUGUAAUGCAGAUUCUCCGGCUCAAGGUCUAGAAUAUUUGAUCCUAAGAUCAAGACAUCAUGCCCUUCGAAUAGUACUGCUCUUUGUUUUCAGGAGUCACGUGAACACACAACUCUCCUAUAUUCCUCACGAACCUCAGGAUUGAGCAAGGUCUUUGUAAUUUUUUUGGUUCACUUUAUUGACCUGGGAGCAAGGUGCUAAUUCUGUGGUCAGUAUUCAAUGUUUUUUUCAGUGGAGCUUUUUCUUUGGGCCAUAUUUGCCUUCUAAUACAUUCCUGCAAUAUGUAGUGGUGAUUUCCCUUAGCUUCCUCCUACUACCUCUUAUACUCAUCUCCCCAAAUUAUUUGCCUCCCUUAAAUAAGUUUUCCUAGAAGGUAAGCUGGUCAGGCAAUUUGAAAAAUAUUAGAUCCCAAGAAAUCUAUUCCGUUUGCAUUGGACUUCUCGGAUUCCAUGUGUUUGCAGCAGGACUACAUCGAACUCUGAUGUGCCGGAUUGUGGCAUGUCUGCAUGUCUCAUCCAUCUAUUGUUUUUGGUAACUCAGUUUGGAAUUUCAGUGUCUGUCUUCCCUGGGUUGACAUUGGAAUCAGCCUCUCCUUUGAGCUUAUUUUAACUCUUGAGCAACAUAACAUAGAUUUAAUGUGAACAGUUUAUACCAAAGGGCAGCCUGUGCCUGUUUAUGGAUCCUCUCUGCCUUUGUACUUGAAGAGCGCAUUUUACAUUUCCAGUCCUUUCACAGACAGGAGCUCCAACCUUACGAUGGAGAAUUAAACUUGCUUGUAUUUCCACUUUGUGGAUGAGGAACUAUGAGAGGUGGAGUGACUUCCUGGGUCCCCGCUGAGACUUAGUGACAGAUCCCAGACAAGAACUUCAUCUCUGACUCCAGGUCUAGUCCUCUUCCCCCUGUCUCUUGCCAACUCCAGCCCUGACACCGUGGGCGUCUCCCCUGAGAGCAGAUAUAUUUCAAUUGUCCAGGCCAAAAGAGGGGCGAGGCGGCAUAAACACCCAAAUUAGGUGGAGGAUCCAAAAGUCAUUUUCAUUUGGCUGUGGAAUAUGUUUUUUGUAUUUCAAUCAGCUAGGGGUGUGUUCACUGUUUUUGGAAAUUCACAGCGCUUGAGCCUCCAUAAUGAAGCUGGGCUGCAGAGCACCUGGCACGUGCUCCAGGCUCCCAGCUCCCAACCUAGGACCUCUCCCUGCCCUCCACUCUGGUUGGUUUGUGGUUCCCUCGACCGAGGGUUUCUAGAAUCAGGGACCUUGUCUAAGUUUUGUUUGCCCAGAGCCCAGCGAAGUGUGUGAUACACCUUGGGAGUUUAGGAGAUCACAAAAGGGAUGAAAACACCUUUAGAAAACAUUUCAUUGGUGGGGCGUGGUGGCUUAUGCCUGUAAUCCCAGCACUUUGGAAGGCUGAGGCAGGUGGAUCACCUGAAGGCAGGAGUUCAGACCAGCCUGACCAAUAUGGUGAAACCCCAUCUAUACUAAAAAUACAAAAAUUAGCCGGGUGUGGGGGCGUGUGCCUGUUUUUGUGAGACUCUGUCUCAAAAAAAAGAAAAAAAUAUUGUUAAUAAGUGAGUGUUUUCGGCUCAAGGGAAUUGAGUCAUACGUUGCAUCUCCCCCAGUUCUGCAUCUUAUUUGCUGCGCUUGCUGGAGUUGUAAAGAUUGGUCCUAACAGGGAAAGAAGCACACAAGAGACUGUGAAAAGGGCUCUGAGACAAGCAAGGACAAAAGAGGGAGGGAAAUACCUUCCACAGGGCCUGGGAUCUGGCAAUGCUAGAGCCUUUUUUUUUUUUUUUUUUUUUUGCGAUGGAGUCUUGCUCUGUUGCUCAGGCUGGAGUGCAAUGGCGUGAUCUCAGCUCACUGCAACCUCCCCCUCCUGGGUUCAAGCAAUUCUCCUGCCUCAGCCUCCUGAGUAGCUGGGAUCACAGGCGUACACCACCACACCCAGCUAAGUUUUUGUACUUUUAGUAGAGACGGGGUUUCACCAUGUUGGCCAGGCUGGUCACGGACUCCUGACCUCAGAUGAUCUGCCCGCCUGAGCCUCCGAAAGUGCUGGGAUUACAGGCGUGAGCCACUGCGCCCGGCAUGGAGCUGCUAUUGAUGGGUGAGCUCCACAGCUUUUGCAGAAGCAGAGGAUAUGACUUGAGAGCAGUGCUGUCACCUCUCAGCAUGUCCCCAAGCCCAACUGGGGCCUCCUGGAGAUGCCUCAGUCGGCACUGGCCCCAAGGGAAUCGUGGGGAACAGUUGCACAAUUUGCAAGUUUCUGAGUGCAGCUUUUCCCAUCCUUGGGAUCAGCAGAUAAGUUGUAAACACAGGGAGGUACUGCUUAUUGGAUAUACUUUUCAUAAGUAGGACAGAAUUCUUUUGGGACUCUAGAGUUGGGAACUACCACUUACUAGCGGCGUGGCUGAGGCAGUCUUCCUCCUCUGUGGCUCAGGCCCUUCAUCUGUGAAAUGGGGUCACAGCAUCUGCCUCUCAGGGUCACUGUGAGGUGUCGAUGUGAGCAAGGCCUGAGGCUUGGCAAGAAGUCAAUGUCUGCAACUCAGCAGGGAGCAAUGGCAGGGGCAGUCAGGGGUCGGCUCGGAUAGGGGUGGGUGGGCUCCUGAGGUUGGAAGGGUAGGAAUUACAGAGCUCUUGUUACUAUUGUUGUUACUGUUUUUAAAGAUACGAUAUUUCAGAUAAUUCAGGAGCACGUAAGGAUGAAACUUAGGAUAACCUAAAAUCACACAACCUAGAGAGAAGCGCAUUUUUGUCUUCCCCCAUUUUCUAGGCAAAAAUGAAAGUACUUUGUCCUCUUGAAAAACAAUUCUCUAAUGAAUAUCCUAUGUUACAUAGAGGCCUGUGUAAUGCAUUUGUGUGGCCACAUGGUGUCAAUUUCAUGAAUAUACAAUAAUAUUAUUAAUUCCCUGCUGAGGACAUUAACUGGUUUCCAAGGCUGCUUGUUGUUUUUGCUACUACAAAUAAUGCAUUGAUGAUAAAUACUUUUACAUACAUGGUUGUAUGUUUAUCUGAACUAUUUUCACCAAUAUAUUCACCUAGUGUGUAUGGAAGUGUCCAUUUUUGUCAUACCCCUGGUAACCCUGUGAUAUUAUUUUUAAACAUUUUGCUAAUGGAUCUCUGUUCUUGUUUGAAUGUAUUUAAUUUCCAGCAGAAUGAGCCCCAUUCCUUAUUUUGAUUGGCCAUUUAUCAUGUACAUAUGGUGAAAUGCCUAUUCGUGACUUAGCCAAUGUUGUUUCUUUUUCUUACUGAUUACUACAGUACAUUUUUAUAUGAAAGCAGCCUUUGUCCCCUUCUCUUGUUUUUCAGCCCUGUGUUAGAAACAACUAAGCUCACAUAUUCACAAACCAACUUUUCCAGUUCAUCUAGGGCAGUGGUGCUCAACAGGGGCAAUUUUGCCCCCCAGGGAACAUUUGGCAAUGUCUGGAGACAUUUUUGUCACAGGUGGGGAGGAGGGCAGUACUGUGGGCACUCGUGGAGGGAGGCCAGGGAUGGUGCCCAACAGCCCCCACGACACAGAAUUACCUGGCUGGAAGUGGGAGCCGGGUGGAGGGAGGGAAGCCCUGCUCUGGGGUCAUAUCUCCCCGUUAGAUUGAACAGAGGAGCUCCUGGUAGCUGAGUGCUGACUUCAUUAUUUUUCCCCGCCCUUGCUUUCUACCCUGCUGAAGUGCUGCUGAUUAAAUUACCCUGAAAUCCCCACAGGACACAUUACUUCCUCACAGGUCUCUACUAGCCCAGCGCUGCCUCAAGGAAUGGCAUUAUUCCUUUGCCACUGUGUCCUCACCGCACUCUUGGACUCCGCCGAAUGCAGACACCCUCCUGUCUGCAGAAGGAUCUGGAGGGGUAGAACGCUUCCCCUCUACGACGGAUUGACUCCCCAGCACCUCACCAGCAGUUCUUUGAAUGGAGUGGCUUUGGAGGUGGGAGUUGAGGAAGAAAUGUGAGCCUGUCAUUACAGGUUCUGUUUAGAAAACUAGUCAUUCUACUAAAAAGGUAUCACAUAAGUAAGUAGGAGCAAUAAAAACAAAGAAGAUAGUGGGACUCCGAGAAGCUUUCCCCGCCUCUGGCCUGUUAGUCUAUCGUUCGUUGGGCAAGGCUCUUCCAGUGUGUGACCUUUUGCGUGUUAUCACAGCAUGAGUGCAGUUUUGUGUACAGGCAUCCCUAUAUUCAGCAUGUAUCUGCAACAUGCCUUACCUCGUCUGCUGUCACAGAGCAAAGUGGAGCAAGUGGUCGCCGUUGGUCUGCACCUGAGCUGGGAGCCGAGUGGUGACGUGCAUAUGGGCCGACUGCGUCUCCACAGAACCUACUCAGUGAUCUUCCUGUGUACGACUCAGUCCCUGAUGUUGGAGUUGAACUGUAGGACUGUCUGUAAAAUGAAAGUGCAGACUUUAAUGUAGUAAAGAGAAUGACUUGCCAGUUACAACCAAUGAGCAAAGCAGUUAAUUAUUCAAAUAUUUUACCAAGAGUCCAGGUUUAUUUUUUCUCAGGACUACACAUUCUGUGAGACCAGAGGGACCAAGACAUAUCACUACCAGAAAUGUGUUUUCAUCAGCACUGCCAGAGGUUUUCAUAGGGUAGUUUACUCUUGGAAUUUUUAAAUUCAUACUUUUUUUUAUGCAACGUGGGGUAGGUAAGCUUCUGAUCACUGUGCACCCAGAUUAUCCCAAAAUCGAAAGUGGUGUUGGCAGCCGGGUGUGGUGGCUCACACCUGUAAUCCCAGCACUUUGGGAGGCCAAGGUGAGAGGAUUGCUUGAGCCCAGAAUUCGAGACCAGCCUGAGCAACAUAGGGAGACCCUGUCUCUACAAAAAAUAAAAAAAAGGAGCCAGGCAUGGUAGUGCACACCUGUAGUCCCAGCUACUCAGGAGGCUGAGGCGGGAGGAUGGCUUGAGUCCAGGAGGUCAAGGCUGCAGUGAGCCGUCAUUGCGCCAGUGUGCUCCAACCUGGGCCACAGAGUGAGACCCUGUCUGAGGAGGGGAAAAAAGUGUUGUCUAAAUGAGAAAUCACCAUUAUCAGUAAUUUAAGAUUCCAGGCUAUGUUGGUCACAUCUCACUAUUCUUUUUUUUUUGAAACGGAUUCUCGUUCCAUCGCCCAGGCUGGAGUGCAGUGGCACGAUCUGGGCUCGCUGCAAGCUCUGCCUCCUGGGUUCACGCCAUUCUCCUGCCUCAGCCUCCCGAGUAGCUGGGACUACAGGCGCCCGCCACCGUGCCCAGCUAAUUUUUGUAUUUUUAGUAGAGACGGGGUUUCACCGUGUUAGUAGCCAGGAUGGUCUCGAUCUCCUGACCUCGUGAUCCGCCCACCUCGGCCUCCCAAAGUGCUGGGAUUACAGGAGUGAGCCACCGCGCCUGGCCACAUCUCACUAUUCUUAAGGAAGAGAGAGAGCGAGAGAGAGUGUUGUCCUGUCCUGUGGGGAUUGGGGCAUUGUAUUAAGUUGUACUGGGGGAUGUCAAGAUAGAAAUGUUGAGUAAGUUACUACCUGAAUAAAUAUUUGACCAGUUGAUGCUAAUUUGAAUAGUAAAUGUGAUGACAUUAUAUAUUCUCAGGGAUGUUUCCAUACAUUGGCUCUGUGUGUGCGUGUGUGUGUGUGUGUGUGUGUAACAAAAGCAGUAUGAAGUAUGUGAGCAAUAUCCUAAUUUUAUUGACAAGAGCACUGACCUUAAUGACCUUGAGUAAAUUACCCUCUCCGGCUUUGGUUUCCUCAUUUGUCAAUUAAGGGUGAUGGCUAGCGUAUCUUGCAGAUCCAAAUUCCAAUUUUUGUAACAAGCCAAAAGUCCCCCUGGCUGUUAAAGCAAGACCAGAGCCCUCGUAUCCCAGCGGCUGGGUCCCAGGCUUUUGAUUUUCACAGGACAAAUGUAGCCCAGCCAUCUGGAGCCCGUUUUUCUCCAAACCAGGGCUUCCUCCUUCUCUCUUGCAGAUUUCAACUGGGGCUCACCAUUUUCUGCCUCUUCCUCCUCCAGUUUUAAAGAGACACCAUAUCCUUCUCUGCUGGGACCAACUUCCCAUGUACUGCUGCCCUGCACCUGUGAAAACAGCUGCUGUGUUUUCUGUCAUAAAAAUAGCUGCCUUUUGGCAGAGAAGCACACAACGGUACUACGUUUCUGAGCCUUAAUGCAGUGCUCAAUUAUUUAGGUGUGCUUCACCUGAGAUACACAGAGCAUCUUGGAACUCCUACUAAGCAGGGCUUCUACAGGCAUUGCUCAGCUCAGUAAAAGGUUUUCCUUUCUCUGCUUUUGUGAUUACCAGGCAGAAACCUUAAAAUGUAUGAACUUACAAAGAAAUUAAAUUGUGCCAAAUUAGAUUCCCAGCCCCUAGAGAUAACCACUAAUUAAAGUUCCGCUGGAGCGUUUUGCCUGUAUUUUGUAUAUAAACGUGGAUUUUGUAUUUGUAUGUAAAUAAAGGUAGGACCCUGCUGUCCAUAUUAUUUUAAAAUAA